CAACGACUGUUACUGUUUUUUUUUUAAUUCCACAUUUUUUUUUCAUAUCAUUUCAUUUUGUCAAAUUUGAUUAUAUAGAAAAUUUGUCGUUUUUCUAGCCAGUCCACUUGUAUGUUGUUUACCCAAUACACAGCAGCAGCAACAGGAAAAAAGUUGUUUUUGAUCAGAUUUUGUUAAAUUUCACCAAAAAUAUCUAACACAUCCGCAUCGAGCUUUUCGAUUUAAUCAAAAAAAAAAAAAUUACCAGUCUUCUAUUCGAUUUUGUUUCCUCACAUUCAAUCACUUUUGACAUUCAAACAACGUUGUGUUUAACAAACAAUUUCCACUCAUCUCUGUGUGAUCAAUUAAUCGAAUCAAAAUAUGGCAACGACAACAAGUUAUCUUGGAUUCGCCAAUCUACCGAAUCAAGUACAAAGAAAAUUUGCAAAAAAAGGUUUCGAAUUCAAUCUAAUGGUUGUCGGUGAAUCUGGUUUGGGAAAAACAACAUUAAUCAAUUCAUUGUUUGGCACAAAUAUUAAUUCAAAUCGAAAGAUUCCAACCACACAAGAAUUAUUGGAUCGAACAUUAUCAAUUGAAACUACAUCAUUGGAUAUUGAAGAACGUGGUGUCCGUCUUAAAUUGACCGUUGUCGAUACACCUGGUUAUGGUGAUGCAUUGAAUUGUUCGGAUAAUUAUGAUCCAAUAUUACAAUAUAUUGAUGAACAACAUAGAAAAUAUUUAACAAAUGAAUCCGGAUUAAAUCGUCGCCAGAUACGUGAUACACGUGUUCAUUGUUGUUUUUUCUUUAUUUCACCAAUUAAUUAUGGCUUGAAACCGGCGGAUGUUCGUUUUUUAAAAUUAUUACAACAUAAAGUUAAUAUUGUACCAUUGAUUGCUAAAUCUGAUUUUCUUACACCAAAUGAAACAUCCACAUUGAAGAAACGUAUUCUUGAAGAGAUUAAACAACAUCAAAUCGAUAUCUAUACAAUACCGGAUUGUGAUCCAGAUGAUGAUAUUGAAUAUAAGGAACAUGUAAGACAAUUACAAAAUUCAAUGCCAUUCGCAGUUUCUUCAUCGGUGGAUAUUAUCGAAGUAAAUGGUGAACGUAUUCGUGGCCGUGAAUAUCCAUGGGGUAUUGUUCGUACCGAAUGUGAUGAUCAUAGUGAUUAUGUUAAAUUGCGUUCAAUGUUGGUAUCACAAAUGCAAGAUUUGCAUGAAGUAACACAUGAUUUACAUUAUGAAAAUUAUCGUUCAUUGCAUUUGGCCAAUUCUGGUGGCGAUAUGAGUCCAAUGACAAGAAGAUUCAAUACAAGCGAUGUACGUGAUAAUGUAUCAAUACUUAGCGGUAUGACAAUGGAUGAAACAGAAAAAGAUCGAUUAUUAUUGGAAAAAGAAGCUGAAAUUCGUCGUAUGCAACAAGAAUUGGCCAAAAUUCAGGAUCAAAUUCGUUUACAAUCAUUGCAACAAAAUGAUUUAACUACUACUGUUGCUGCUAAUGGUGCAACAAAUGGACAUUCAAAAUGAGAAAAUGCUGAAUAUCAUUUAUAGCUGCCAUAAUCAUAUUUGCCAUAUUUUUUUAAAUUUAUAAUUUGUUUUUAUAAGCUAAAUGAUGAAGCAGAUUUUUUUUAUCUCGGUAUAUCUGUUUUUUCCACUUAACUUGCUACUUAUUGCAAUGAAAAUACUUGAAUAAAAAAAAAGAUAAAAAUUCAAAAA
Dermatophagoides farinae (American house dust mite) is the source of this 1692-nucleotide messenger RNA. RefSeq names its product septin-2. Lineage: Eukaryota; Metazoa; Arthropoda; Arachnida; Sarcoptiformes; Pyroglyphidae. Gene Ontology annotation, molecular function: GTP binding. The record is from RefSeq and is a predicted model, not a curated record.